UUGAGUUUUAUUUCGAUCUUUAGCGGGUGCGGUACUAAAUCAAGUGGUGGUUAAGAAAAGAUGACGGCGGAAACAAAUACGGGUCCGAUGAUUGGCCAGCGCCAUUUGCAGGCCUUUCUGCUCUUUUCCUCGAUUGUGGUCAACUACAUGGCCAAGUUUAAUGCUGGAGUUGCAGUCGUGGCGAUGACAAAUGCCGAGAGUGCGAAUCCGGAUUAUCCAGAGUACGAUUGGAACGAAAUGGAACGGUCUUACAUCCUGUCUAGCUUCUUUUGGGGUUAUAUAUUGACGCAGUUUUUGGGAGGAUGGCUGUGCAGACGAUAUGGAGCUCGGAUCACCAUGUUUAUUUCAACCAUUGGAUCAGCAUUGUUGGCCCUGCUUCCACCCUGGUGUGUUUCCUGGGGAGGAUGGCAGGCAUACUGUGCCAUUCGGAUGGCGAUGGGACUCUUCCAGGGAUUCCUCUUUCCCUGCAUCCACGCCCACUUGGCCAACUGGUGUCCGGUGAAUGAGAGAAAUAGAUUGGGAGCCCUGGCCAACACGGGAAUCGACUGUGGAACUCUAGUGGCAAUGUUCGCCAGUGGAUUGCUGGCAGCUUCAAGUGCUGGUUGGCCAGGAAUCUUCUAUGUGUCCUGUGCAGUGGGUGUCUUCUGGUGUAUCCUCUGGUUGAUUUUCGGAGCAAACACCCCCAGGGAAUCCAAGUUCAUUAGCGAAGCGGAACUGAACUACAUUAAGAAUUCCAUUAACUCCUCCCACAAGGCGGAGAAAUCUGAAGAAAAGGAAAUGGACAGAAUACCGGUACCCUGGAAGGCCAUUUGGACAUCGGUGCCUUUCUGGGCAUUGAUGUUCACCAGGUGCUGCCAGGCGUGGGGAUACAGCACCCUCCAAACCGAGAUGCCCGCCUACAUGAAUGGAGUUCUGCUGAUGGACAUGAAGAAAAAUGCCCUCUACUCCGCUCUUCCAUAUCUCACGUCCUGGAUAAUGGCCUUUGUUUACCUGAUCAUAGCGGAUAUCCUGCUGACCAAGAACAUUAUGUCCAUCACUGGCAUUCGCAAAGGCGUGAAUUCGAUAGCCUUUUUCAUUCCGGCCUUGGCUCUGAUUGGAGUCAGCUUCUUGGAUAGCCAACAAAAAACCCUGGCUGUUGUACUUAUGUGUGCCAAUGUGGGAAUCAAUGCUGGUUCUACAAUCGGAAGCACCAUCAACACAAUUGAUUUGUCUCCGAAUCAUGCUGGCAUUCUCAUGGGAAUUAUAAACACGGCUGCUAAUGUUGUUCCUAUUUUAACGCCUCUUCUUGUGGGAAUUAUCGUCAAGGAUGAUCACAAUCGCGAGCAGUGGCAAAUUGUGUUUAUCAUUUCCGCUGUCAUUUUCAUUGCUGGCAACAUAAUCUAUUUAGCCUUCGGUCAAAUGGUUAACCAACCUUGGGAUGCACCCGAUUUUCUAAAUAAGCAACAAUCCUCCAAUCUUCAAGAGGAGGGAAAUGCCAAGGCUCUAGAAGCAAAGCUAAGUGAAAAGUUUGAGGGAUCCAAUACAAAAGAAAAGGAAGCUGUUUUGGAGAACCUUGGAUCCCAAAAUGAUGACGUUAACAAAGAAAACCUAAGCUAAAACGAAAUUUUAAAUCCCGUGAAAAUCCAAAGUCCAUCACUCGAAAACCCCUAAAAAUGUUACUCGCGGCUGGUCCGUAAUAUAAUAUAAGAAGUUUUCUUUAGUUAAGUUUAAAUAAGUGAAAUGUAUUCCCAAUGACUAAUCUAAGAUGUAAAUAAUAAAACCUUUAUUUUAAUAACUGUA
Molecule: messenger RNA, 1779 nt
Organism: Drosophila ficusphila
Lineage: Eukaryota; Metazoa; Arthropoda; Insecta; Diptera; Drosophilidae
Product: putative inorganic phosphate cotransporter
Exons: 4
Coding region: 61-1596 (511 amino acids)
Biological process (GO): transmembrane transport; monoatomic anion transport
Cellular component (GO): plasma membrane
Molecular function (GO): transmembrane transporter activity
Source: RefSeq, a predicted model, not a curated record